Molecule: messenger RNA, 640 nt
Organism: Photinus pyralis (common eastern firefly)
Lineage: Eukaryota; Metazoa; Arthropoda; Insecta; Coleoptera; Lampyridae
Product: MICOS complex subunit MIC13 homolog QIL1-like
Exons: 3
Coding region: 130-513 (127 amino acids)
Biological process (GO): cristae formation
Cellular component (GO): mitochondrial crista junction; MICOS complex
Source: RefSeq, a predicted model, not a curated record
CGUUAUGUGGCUAGAUUAUUGUCCAGUGACUAUAUACACUAUCGUACAGAUUAAACUUCUCCGCUCCUUUGCUUCGAACUUGUGUAACUCAGGGUUAAUAGCUAUUAUUUAAUCAUUGCAUCGCUAAAAAUGAUCAAGUUUGCUGUGAAAGCGGGUAUCGCUCUUGGCACAGUUUACUAUGCCUCCGAUCAUGGUCUGUGGAAAGAUAGUCACGAAACCUUAGAAUUGUAUAACAAAAUGUGUGAAACUGCAAGUCCUUAUUUAGAUCAAGCUAAAGACUAUCUACCCGUUCAGAUUCCCGAGUUACCAAAAUCUAAUCAGACAUCCUACCUGUUGAAACGGUUGUGGAACAAGGGAGUUUCAACAUCAUGCUUGUUUCUGGCGGACUUACCGGACAAUAUAUCUAAAUGGACUAAGAACAGUUUUGAUGUUGUUAUGUCUAAUGGGGAAAUUAAAAAAUUGUUUGGUACAUUUGGACAGUCACCUGCCCCAGAGUCUGUAGCUAAUAAAUAGAAUGUCAGUGUACACAUUAUGUUACUUACCUCCACAAUAUUAGUAAAUAACUGCUAUUUACACUUUAUAUUGUUACUUGAUAGGUCGCCUAGCUUUCUCCAAACUUAUUAAAUUUAAUAACGUUGUC